Messenger RNA from Fusarium redolens, 2031 nucleotides. Its product is annotated as major facilitator superfamily domain-containing protein. Gene Ontology annotation, biological process: transmembrane transport. Gene Ontology annotation, molecular function: transmembrane transporter activity. The transcript is spliced from 4 exons. Bases 257 to 1786 code for a protein of 509 amino acids. The record is from RefSeq and is a predicted model, not a curated record. Lineage: Eukaryota; Fungi; Ascomycota; Sordariomycetes; Hypocreales; Nectriaceae.
GACCGAAGCGCCGAGACCCAGGGGAUUCAUUCCACCAACGGCAGUGACCGGUUCUCGUCACAGACAGAGUGCCCGCCGCCGCCUUCAAUCUCGGAACUCUCCAGUAAGUGAGUAAACUACUCCGUAAAGAUGAUGACAGUCGACACGAAGACAGGAAUUCGUGUAUAAUGCCUGCAACCUGCAUCCGUGACUUCCUGUGUGUCGAUGUCUUUUUCAAUGCACAUGCGUGCUAUACAGCCUUGUGAUCAUAAACACCAUGAGCUCAAUACAGCAGAACAGCGCUACUCCUCGCUUACUCGAGGCGAAACAAGAUGAAACAAACCAAGUUCGUCGUGAUUCUCCGCCGAUAGCAGAGCGCCAAAGUGACGAUAUCGAAACUCAACGACAGUUCGAAAAAGAUGACCCAGACGCUCUAGGCUGGGACGGACCAGAGGACCCUGACAACCCUAUGAACUGGCCGCCGCGGAAGAGGACAGUGCAUAUUAUUCUCAUUGCGUUAGUUCAGUUGGUUUCCAACCUUGCAUCGACUAUGUUUGCCCCAGCCGGCAAGCUUCUAAUGCACAACUUUGACUUCUCUAGCCGAACCCUAUCAUCCCUCUCCGUCUCCAUCUACGUCCUCGGUUUCGCUAUCGGUCCGCUCAUAUGGGCUCCUCUGUCGGAGGUCUACGGUCGCUUUCCCAUUUACAUAAUAUCAACCAUCAUCUUUGUCGGGUUUGUCCUUGGGUGUGCCUUCUCAACAAGCCUUGCCAUGUUCAUGGUCUUUCGAUUGCUUUCCGGCUGUGGCGGUGCUGCAUCUCUCGCUUUGAGCGGCGGAACCCUCGCAGACCUGGUUCCUAGGCAACAAAGGGGCAAGUGGAUGGCUCUCAUUGGCAUUGGACCUAUUAUGGGCCCAACCAUUGGCCCGGUGGUCGGUGGCUUUGUGGGCCAAAACAUAGGAUGGCGUUGGGUAUUUCGACUUAUGGCUAUAUGUAUCGGGGCCCUUACCCCUUUGGCUGCGUAUUCCCUGCGGGAGACAUAUGCUCCCGUGAUCCUCUUGCAGAAAGAGAAUCGGCGCCGAAUGUCACUGGGGCUUCCUCUAGUCUCUGCCGGAAGAGAUGUUUCGGCAAAGCUAAAGCGAAGCAUUCUACGACCCUUCAAACUUCUCUUUCUAUCGCCUGUCGUCCUCUUCCUCGCUCUAUACGCAGCGUUUUGCUUUGGUCUCAUGUUUCUACUUCUAACCACCUUCUCAAAUGUCUUCAGUGGUCAGUAUGGUUUCGACAUGGGCAUUACCGGCCUUUGCUACCUUGGUAUGGGAGUCGGCACACUUGGAGGCCUUAUCGCCCAAGGCAAGUUCAGUGACAAGAUUAUGCGUAAACGUGCAGAACAGAGAGGUGGAGAGCCCAAGCCCGAGGAUCGAAUCCCGUUGAUGGCUUACUUGUCUUGGACUAUACCUGUAGGAAUGUUCUGGUAUGGCUGGAGUACCAAUGAAAAAGCACAUUGGAUUGUGCCUAUUAUUGGCUCGGCUUUUGUUGGUAUUGGCUUUAUCUUCGUCGUGAUGCCCUCGAUGAUCUAUCUCGUCGACUGCUUUGGCCCAGAAGCUGCAGCAUCUGCCCUCGCCGCUCACACAGUGCUGCGGUCUGUCACUGCGGCAUUUUUACCUCUCGCAGGACCUCGAAUGUAUGAAUCUCUUGGCUUGGGCUGGGGAAACAGCCUCUUAGCUUUUCUUGCAAUUGCAAUGAUUCCAAUUCCGUGGUAUUUUAUGAAGAAUGGUGAGAGACUGAGGCUUAAGUCUAAGCUAGUUUUAUAGACUAUCGAAGACUCAUGUUGGAAGUUGUGAAGGGCCUGGCUGGGGACAGCUGAAAGCAGGUAGAUCUCAGUCUUAUGGAAGCUACCAAACGAGGCCUUGCAUGCCGGGAGGUUAAAGAAGCAACGGGGGAGAGAACAAUCAAGCGGCAGGUUGGUGCGGUCCAGGCCGGGCGAGCCGUUGAUGGAGCAGUCAAUGAGGUUGUUGUAGUAAAUCUGUGAAGCGUUGUUAGUAAAUCAAGCUCUCCU